Messenger RNA from Chiloscyllium plagiosum (whitespotted bambooshark), 13301 nucleotides. It is a transcript of the gene mlxip, whose product is annotated as MLX interacting protein. Gene Ontology annotation, cellular component: nucleus. NCBI's taxonomy places the organism in Eukaryota, Metazoa, Chordata, Chondrichthyes, Orectolobiformes, Hemiscylliidae. The record is from RefSeq and is a predicted model, not a curated record. Gene Ontology annotation, molecular function: protein dimerization activity; DNA-binding transcription factor activity, RNA polymerase II-specific; RNA polymerase II cis-regulatory region sequence-specific DNA binding. Gene Ontology annotation, biological process: regulation of transcription by RNA polymerase II.
CGUCAGAGGCGAAGCUGCCGAAUGAAGGGAAGGCAGGGGAAUGAGGCUCUGGAGAGAAAGUGGCUGAUGUUUGCUUGCUUCACCUUACAGCUGCUCGAUCGUUUAAGAUGGCCAAGGACGUGUUCUUGCUGCGCUCGUCCCGGACUCCGGUGAUCAUCAAGCAGGAGCCCGACGACGACUCGGACGCCGACGAGCCCAAUUUGAAGAAGUCGGACGAUCCGCAGAUCAUCCACAGCGGGCAUUUCAUGGUGUCGUCUCCGCACCGCGAGCACCCUCCCAAGAAAGGCUACGAUUUCGACACCGUCAAUAAACAGACAUGUCAGACCUACUGCUUCGGAAAGUACAGCACGUCCCAUCUCUCCAUCGACGCAUCCCUGACCAAGCUGUUCGAGUGCAUGACUCUGGCGUACAGUGGAAAAUUGGUUUCGCCUAAAUGGAAAAAUUUCAAAGGAUUAAAACUUCUAUGGAGAGACAAAAUUCGACUAAACAAUGCCAUCUGGAGGGCGUGGUACAUGCAAUAUGUAGAAAAACGUGACAAUCCAGUUUGUCACUUUGUUACUCCCCUGGAUGGAACUAUCGAGUUUGAUGAACCUCGACGACCAGAAGCAGCUGUAACGGAAGGAAAAUUCUGGAAAAGAAGAAUUGAGAUUGUAAUAAGAGAAUAUCACAAAUGGCGCACAUACUUCAAGAAAAGGUUACAGAAGCACAAAGAUGAAGAUCUUUCAAGUUUGAUUAAACUUUCUGGAUUUGACGAUGGCUGCCCCGAAGCCUGUUAUAUUCCAUUUCAAGAUGAUGACUUGGCAGCAUGGCGUGCAAAAAGGAAAGGAAGUGAUACACCUGUCCCCAUGGAGGAGGACCAGCUUUUGGAUAUGGACAUGUUAAUGUCUGAAUUCUCUGACACACUUUUUUCAACUUUGUCCUCACACCAUCCAGUUGCCUGGCCCAACCCAAGAGAGAUUGCACAUGCAGGAAAUGCUGAUAUGAUUCAGCCUGGAUUGAUUCCACUACAGCCCAAUCUGGACUUCAUGGACACUUUUGAACCUUUCCAAGAUUUGUUUCCCUCGACCCGUUUCCCAUCUUUGGUUGGCAGCCAGUUCUCACCACCCACGCCAUCUGUACCUUCUGUCACUUCUCUAGGUGCCAGCAGUUCACCACCACAGGAAGCUAUCUUGCCAGCUAGCAAUCUAACUGGCACGAUGUCGUCAGUUAACAUUGAGGAGGAACUAAUUCCAUCUCCUGGUCCUCCUUCAGUGAUGGAUCAUGUUAAUACCAGCAAUGGCAAUAGUAGUUCAAAUUUCACGGCUUUUCCUCAGAGUCAAGAGUUUCGUCCACAGACAGCACUAAACAACCAGCAGACGUUUUUGCUACUGUUUCCAUCUGAUGAACUAACACCUCAGACUCCCCAAACCCAGCAACCAGAAACAGUCAAGUCUGAAGUGCCUUCCGACAUGUCUCUGAAUACCCAGUUGUUUGUAAGACCAGAGGAUCAGAAGUUUACUUUGCCUGCUUCACCACCACCACCAGCGAUUACUCAUACUGCCUCAUCUAUGUUUACACAAAUUCCUGCUGCUACUACAUUCACCCAAAAUCAGAAUCUUCAUCUUGCCACAAAACAACAAGGAGUGCCUUGUAAUGUUACUAUGCAGCCACCAAGUGUUUCUACACCUUUUGCUGUACCAAAAGCUGGCUCUUCUCCAGGGCUUGGAAAUAGGCCUCCUAAACAACUCCAGAAAUUUGGUCCUACAUUGAAGUCAGACCCAGUUCCCAUAGCACCUGCUCCUUCACCAAAUGCCUUCUUAGCCCAAUUUUUGGCAUCAGGUUCCAGUGCUGUUCUUGUGACUUCUAGCCCAUUAAAACAUGAAAGAGUACUGGCUUGUGCAGGUAGCCAGCCUAGUGUUGUUAUCACACCAGCUGCUAUUGCCACGGCCACAGGUGAUUUCCAUGGCAAUAUUUUAGUUGGCCCAGCACAACAACCAGGAGUAAUGAGUACGUCGCAGCAAACUUCAAAAUCUACAAAGUCAAACAUUUCGCAAUUGUUUGCAUCAAAUACAGCUUCGAGUGCAGUCCGGUUACAGUCCAAAGCUGAACAGGUCACUCCUACAACCUCUAAAAAACAAGCACCUUCACCCACGCCAACAGGCCGGGACCGACAGAAUUCAGGCCAAGGAUCUCCAGCGACUUCUGAGAGAAUCCCAAGCCCACAGUCCCCCAUAAACAAUUCCACAAAAGCUAAACAAGACCAACCAUUUAAGAGUCUGAGAAUGAACCACAUUUCAGCAGAACAGAAGAGGCGAUUUAACAUCAGAAUGGGUUUUGACACUCUUCACAGUUUAGUGACUACUUUAAAAUCCCAGUCUAAUAUAAAACCGAUGAGCAAUGCAGCAACACUACAGAAAACUGUGGAAUACAUAGCAAAACUACAACAGGAGAGGUCACAGAUGCAGGAUGAAGCAAAACGUCUCAGGGAAGAAAUUGAGGAGCUUAAUGCAUCAAUCAAUACCUGCCAUAAGCAGCUUCCCGCAACUGGUGUCCCAAUGACACAGCAACGAUUUGAUCAUAUGCAGGAAUUAUUUGAUGAGUACGUCAAAUCAAGAACACUUCAGAACUGGAAGUUCUGGAUUUUCAGCAUAAUUAUAAAGCCUUUAUUUGAUUCCUUCAAUGAUACAGUUGUGACUACAAGUUUAGAUGAUUUAUGCAAGACAACACUUUCAUGGUUGGAUCAGUACUGUUCCCUACCAGUUCUUCGACCAAUGGUACUGAGCACGCUCCGUAAACUUAGUACUACUACAUCCAUUUUAUCAGAUCCAUCAUUGAUGCCUGAACAAGCAACGCAAGCAGUAAACCGGAUCAGUAACAUCAGUGGAGAUUCAUAGCAUCAACUUGUGUUGCAGUGGCAUUUCCGAUGACAUGAGAGUCUCAUGGUUGGAGAUAACCGUCCUGGUAUAAAAGCAUAAGUAAUAUGCUAUUUUCCCUCUUUCUGUCUGUGACUUUUGCACUUUAAAGAAAAUGGAAAGCUGUGAUCUGGAUAUUUGAGCAACCUAAACUGAAUGGCUGGGUCUUAAAUGUUUGUCCUUCAGUAAGCCUUCUGAUUUUAAGGGUAAACCCAAUAAUUAACACCAAAUGAUUAGUUUGAAAGUUAUGGCAACCUGUAUCUAUGAAUAUCAGUGUCUGGAUGCCAUGUCUCUAGUUUGAUGCAUUUCAGUUCAUUUUUGGCUCAAGUAGUACUUGUUCAUUUCUGCUGUACUAGCAGCAUCAAUACAGUGCACAACCCCAUAAUGUUAACCCAGGGAUGGGAAGAGAGCAGAUUGAUGGUAUUAAGAUUGUUGCUAAUGUAUGCACGCUCCUUUUUGCAUUAUUCUUUGUGAAGCAUGAGCAUUUAUUAUUUACUCAAGGUAUUUCCUUUGCUCCAAAAUUUCUGUUUGCUUCCCAAGUUUGGAGUACAAUUAUUUAGUUUAUCUUCAAACCUGAAAGGUACAUUUCCUCUCAGUUGAUUUUGUUUUUUUUUAAAGAAACUAGCAUGUUUACCAGGACACAUCUUCCAAAAGAAAAAUCAGAAGGUUUAUCCCGAGUAAUUCAACAUUCUUGAUCAGUGCAUUUCUUUGAACAAGAAAAUAGUUAAACUCAGGUACACAUAAGCUGCAAGCUCUGUGCACAGCAAUAAAACAUUGUUGUUGGUGGCUUAUGAAAGCCUAAGUUAUACAGUCUGUAUGUUUUGUAAAUUGCUAUUAAAUCAAAAUGUAAUGAAUUUAACGCGAGUCACCUUAAAGGAAAUAUGUUUUUGAAUAUUUACGAUAAUCUUUCUUCAACUCUAAUGCCUCAAUACAACCCUUUGAUUACUCCUCCAACUCCUUCCUGAGGAAACUGCAGACUUUGUUAAAAGAACCAAAGAAAAUACUUAAGUGGUGGAAAAGCAAGUGUUUUUGCAUUUAAGCUAUGUUCUGGUUCACCAGUGAACAGGUAUAAAUAAUGUUAAACAGAUAAUGUGUUACUAGUAGAAAGGUGCUCAUUUUUCUCACAUCAGUGCAUAGAAUCCCCUUCAUUGUGUUAUUGGAAAAAAAAGCCAAAUCCAUUCAUUAGAAAAGUUUGAAUGUUCCUUGAGGAAAAUAAAAUCUUCAUUUUAAAGAAUAAGUUAUGUUUUUGUAAUGAUGUGGCAGAAACCUUAAUUGUGAUGUGGUUAUAUUGGAUUAGACAUUGGAAACAAAGUGGUGGUUACAUGCUCAAACUAGAUUAUGUAUGCAAUUUUGUGCAAAAUCUGAAACUUGAUUGGUGUACAUAAUUGUUUUAGGGUUUCUGAUCUUAUCUACACAUUUUCUAUUUAGAACCAUGAUGUAUUAAAGCUUCAUUUAUAUUUUAUUAAAUAAACUAGAAGCCAAUUCUUAUUUUCGACUUUCAUUUUGGUGGUCAUCUGAUUAAGACCAUGUAAACAUACAGUGGGGCAGUGUACACAAACAAAUUUCUUGCUUUUUAAAAAAAAAAGCUUCCCUGUGCACUCCAGAUGGUUUGUAUAAAUAAAUGUACCAAGUGCAAAAUUAAAGCCAUAAUCAGAUCAGCCAUGCUCUUAUUGAAAGGUGAAAGCAGACUGAAAAGACUGAAUGAACUACUCCUGCACCUAUUGUUGCUUAUUGUGGCAUUGAGUUCAUAGAUCAGGAAGAUCUCCGAGGUUGCAGAAGUGACAGAUAACUAACUAAUUAGUACAUUAGCCACAGUAGGCAUUAGAAAUCACGGGUUAGGAACAUGCCUAAAUGCCAUCAUUAUAUAGUGAGUAGGUUGAGUAAGGAUCAGAAUCGUUUGGUUCUGAUGUUACCACUGGCAUUCUGCGAGUAACAAAGUCUGAGGCCCAUACUUGGAUAAAGUGCCAAAGAGUUAACAGCACCUGAGGAACUCGAUCAAGUGCCUUUUAGAGGAAAUGAGAAUAUUAAAUUUGGUCAUGAAAUGUGGUACAGUGCUAGCUGAUGAACUGAACAUUAUUUAAACUUGGUUUCCUGUGCUAUUUAAAAAAAUUCAAUUUGGUCUAUUUCAUCUGUACUGGAUAUUGAAAGAGUUAUGCAAUUAGAUCCACUCCCCUACUCUUUCCAUUUAUCCCUACAAUAUUUCCCUUUCCAGUCCUGUUCCACUUUCUUUUAAAAUGUGCUAUUUAAAUCUGUUUCCAACCUUUCAGUAGUACAUCACAGUUUGCUCUGUAAAAAGAUCAACUUCACGUGCUGCUGGUUCUUUUGCUAAUUGCAUUAUAUGUUUGUGUCCUAGUUACCAAUAGAGCUGCUAUUGUAAACUUUUUUCUUUAUUUACUGUAUCAAAACCCUUUAUGGUUUUGAAAAUGACUGUCAACUUUCCCUUAAGACUGUCAACUUUCCCUUAACCUUGUAGAGCAGUCAGUAAUUACUGCCAUUUAUAUAUACAUCUUUGGAAUGUAGUAAAAUGACUGAGGAUGCCAAAUGUAAUGGAGCAUUACCAAACAGUAGGUUACAUAAGGAAAUAUUUAGAUAUAUUAAAAGGAGACAAAUAGUAGAAUUGAGAGAAAAUUCUAGAGGGAGCCAAAAUUAUGGCUUCCAAUUAUGCAGUAACAAAAAUCCAUGAUUUGCAAACGACUAGAAUUGGAAGAGCACCACCACAUAGCCCUAAUAUCUGUUCUCUCCAUUUAACCAAAUACAGGUAGACAACCCUUUAUCCGAAAUCUGAAAAGCUCCAAAAUCUGAAAGUUUCGUUGUGAAGUUUUUUUCUCAUGAACAAGGUUGUUUGGAGAGCAAACAGUUAACCCAACUCCACACCCACUCGAUGCAUGUCACUCAAAUGCGACGUUAGUGGGGGGGGGCCUUGGCCUGGCACUGGCAGGCCUCAAUUCAGUUUCAGGGCCAUUUUGCUCAGUGUGUCUGCUGUUUGGUAAGAUUUUUUAAAAAUUCACCAUCAAACUGUCACCUUUUCUGAAAUUCAAAAAAUUCUGAAUUCCGAAAACCAGUUGGUCCCAAGCAUUUUGGAUAAAGGAUUGUGCACCUGUACUUUCAGUCCCUGUUUAAUUCUGAUAGAUUUUCUCUGCAUCCUGUCCAAGACUUUGAUGUCUUUCCUAAUAUAUGGCAUUGGACAUAAUAUCAUUGUAGACCCUCGUAAACAUUUCGCACUUCGAAAAAAAAAUACUGUAGAUACUGUAAAUCAGAGAUUAAGAACAAAAAAUGUUGGCAGUAUUCAACAGAUUGUGUAGAACCUGUGGGAAAGAAGAAAAUUUAACCACCUGGGUCAAUGUUUUCCAUUUUGGGAAGAAGUCAUUAAAGGUGUUGCCAGUUUUAAGCAAGUAAUGAUCGAGAAGAUGUGGAGGAAAAAGCAAAAGGCACGGUCCUGUGAUGGGAAAAGGCAAGAGAGAUUAAAUAACUAGAUGGAAGGAUAAAUGGAGGUGGUAAUCGGAUAGAGAAACAAAAUGUGAGUCCGGAGGAAGUAUAAAUGGGCAUGACAAAAUCAUUACCUUAUUCUGCUGUCCAAAAAAUAGGCAGUGACUAUAAUCCAAAAUUGUUGAACCAAAGGUUCAUGUACUUUGCACCAUCAUUCCUGUUGUCAUUUAUUCUCUCUUGCCUUCCAUUCAAUCACAGGCCUUCCCUUCUAUUUUACCUCCCUCCCCCAUCUCUCUUGCUUAAAACCUGCACCUACCUAUUUCUACAGAUUUUCUUUUCACAGAUACUGCUUGACUAACGCAAUAUUUCCAGCUUUUUCUUUUUAUUCUUUGCUUUUGUGUUCUUUACCGCUAUUUGUAAAGACAGUGAUUUUUCAUGUCGUUCCAAAUGGUCUCAACUUCCGCAGCCACCUUCAAAGAUAUGUGUACCUACAUCCAGUCUGGCCCUUUUGCUCCGGUACCCAUUGUUCAGUUUAGUUAUUGCCUCUGCGCACUUUUCCCACCAUUACAUACUUCAUUGCACUAAAUUUAAUCUGCCAUGUGUCUGCCCAUUUCAUCAGUCUGUCAAUAUCCUCUUUAAGUCCUACUACCCUCUUUGUUGUCUGCAUUUCCGAGUUUCAUGUCCUCGUCUUGUACACCCAAGUCCAAGUUAUUACUAGUCCCAACACUGACUCCACUCCACACUUUCUUCUGGUCCAGAAAAAAACCUGCGUACCACUGCUUUCAUGUAAGUACUGCCCCUUCUAAGGAUGACUUUUUCAAAAAACUUUCAUAGAUUUAUCAGUGGAGGCAGAAGCCACAAAACUGCAGCCUUUAGAAAAUUCAUCGAAUUCUAUAAUAUUCAACAAACAAGCUUGUCAUAAAUUGAAGGUGACUGUUGGUGAUGUGAGUAUUUGUUUCAUUAGUAUAAGUAAGUGACAUUUCUAUCAAAGCUACUGUAAUACUUUAUGAAGAAAGCACCUUUAAGGAAAACAAAAUGUCUUGCUCUUUAUGGCAGAUUCCAGCCAUUCUCCUACUCUGGAAAAGAACCCGUCAGAAAUCAUAUAUACAGAAGUUGAAACAUCCCACUUUGGUGUUAAAUUAGAUGUUCUUAUGAGUUUAAGUGCCUGCCAUCUGUUUUUACAUCUGUACAAGACUUCUAAAAUUAAAUUAUGGUGUUACAUAGACUGUUGUUACAGCAAAGAUACGUCAGUAUUUCUAUUCCAACACUCCUGAUAUCCAACCCUGCCCUGUAUUCUCAGUACCAAUGGAAUGUAGGACUGAACAAUAAUGGGAAUGGAUUGCUGCUUGUUAAUUAGGUUCAAAUAAGUUGGUUGGGAAGGAGGUAGGGAUAUGUAAUAUUACAUUUAGUAAAUUAAGUUGGUAUUAAAUAAAAGAUUGGAGUUUGGUUUCCUACUUCACCAUCUGUCUUCAGGAUGGAGUAACAUGGUUUGUCAGAAACUAAGGAAAUUUUGAUUUGGUUAGAAAAUUGUAAUCGGAGUUACGUUCGUGAAAAAAGGGCUGAAAGCAUAUAUGAAUUGUAAGAACAUGAUUACCCACCGAUGUUCUCUGAAUGACUACAAGAUAUGGUCAGACUUCAAAAGUCUGUCUUUCAGAAUGUAUUGUGGACUUUAACAGAUAGUAAAACAGAAUGUGCAAAUUCAAUUUGGAGAUUGUUGAUUUAAUAUUUGCAUUUAAAUUGUUGGAUUGUGCUAAAAUCUCUCACACAGGUUCCUGGUCUUAACUGUUGCUUUUUAAAUAAAAAUCUGUGGAUGCAGUCAUUUCUAGCAGCUCUGAUGAUGCAAAAGGGACUUUCUGCAAUGUCCACAAAGGAUGAUUGUGACGUUUGGAGAUCAGUCAGAUAUGAGGCAUAAGUGUCAGUACAUCAGAAGUGGUACAAGUAAAAGGACUAGAAACAAAGAUGUUUUCUUUCUUUUUUUAAAACUGACCUGUCAGACAAUGGAAUUGGAGUAGCAGUAUCAGAUUCAUAAUCUCCAGGAAUACCCAGGAUUCAGUUAACAGGUACUGAAGGUGUGACUCAAAAUAUCAUUGUGGAAUGGAAUACCAAAAACAGAAUAGCAGAGUUUUCGAAGUAAAACAUGACACACCAACUUUGGAAGUUGAGAUGAUGGUGAUCAGUCUGAAGGAAUUGCUCUUCAGAGGAAGUUUUAGCCCAGUAAAUAGUGUAUUAGUUGCAGAACUAUUGUGCUGUGUUAGAUAGUGUUACGCUGUUGGAUGGAACAUAUUGAUUAAACAUGCUUAGGAUUGAAGUAAAGGCAAAGAUUAUGAAAGUUCUAUUUGUUUCAGUUUCGGAGAUGACAAAACAUUGAAGUCACUGAAAAGGAUAAUUAUUUCAGAAAACAUUGCUGAAGUUAGCCAUUGUAUGAGUAGGGAUGUAUUCUACAGUAAGUUACCUUACUGCUGAGCAAGGCUUGCCUGAAAAAAAUAGGUGAAAGUGGACAUAGCAGAUGCUGGAGACAGGAAGAUCGAUGUUUUGGGAAAAAGCCCUUCAUCAGGAAUGAUGAUGAAGGGCUUUUACCUGAAACAUUGAUUUUCCUGCUCCUCGGAUGCUGCCUGACCUGCUGUGCUUUUUCUAGCACCAGACCCUUGCCUGAAAAAAUCUCAAGUGAAACCAAAAUAUGGAACACGAUAAAACAAUUUUUUUGGCGAAUCAGUAAAUCUGGGACUUAUCCAAUCUGGGCUUUAUUGCAUCUCUGAAACACAGCCUGAUAUUUCUAAUCAGAAUUUUAGAUCAACGUUAAUAGCGUCAGGUUAUUAAAAAGUUGCAAGAAAAAUCAAGUUGAUUUAAAGUUACACACACCAUUUAUUCAUCCUUGUUAGAGUCAAACUCCUGCUUAAGGAUGUGAAUGUGAUUGAAAGUGAGUGUUGCAAGCUUGUUGAAGAAGUUAAUGAAAAAUGUAACUUCUAAAGAAUAUCUGAAGGCACAGCAAUUUUCCAUUGCGAGUCUUUGGUUCUCACACAUAUUAAUGAAAUAGAAGCCAUGGAUUUAAAGAUGUUGGACAAAAACAUUAAUAUUUUAUGUUUUGAAGGUGUCGCAGGUUGAUCUGCUCUAUUCACAGUAAUGCGUGGUCAAUACAAAAGGGAGAUAUAAUCCUGGUAAAAUGAAUUGGGACUUUAUUGGAAACAUUGUCUAAGUUUCUGACUGUCGAAGGGGACAAUUUAGUAAUGGUAAGAGACAUACACAAAUAUCAAACUUCUGAUCUUUCAACAGUGAACUCUGAAAGAAAUCAGAUAAUGGUCAGGGAGAUACACCAAUGUACUUUAGCUGAUGAACUAAAUGGCAAGUUAAGAACUGCUUUGAUGUUGACAGUCCAUGUGGAAUAUUUGUGUCACAUGCUGACAGCUGUUGUCCUCAUCAAUUGAUCUGUGAGAGGAGUCCCAAAAUAACUUCUAUAUUGCUAGAAAGAAGAGAUGACAAUCAGUUCAUCUUUCCUGUGCGCUUGAAUACUUUACAUGCAGGAGGAAGGAUACGCAGCAAAGUGAAAGUCUUUGAGAAGGUUUGUGAGCUGUAAAGCAUCUUACAAGGCUGUCCAAGAUAAACUUUAAUCCUGGAGAUUUUGUAUACUUAAGAGGGUCAUAGAGAGUGGAAAGAUGCAGUGAAAGUGGAAGGGUGUGGUUUCUGAAAGUGAUUCUUCAAUGUGGUAGUCAAAUUAUUAAGGUGCAUUUCAUCCUGGUUAACAAGGCUGAUUACAAACAGCCAUAAAUCUGAGCAAUUAAUAGAAAGCAAUGGUUAGGUAGUAAUUACACAUGCCUAUUUUACAGUUAUGAGGAACAGUUCAGUAGAUCAGGGUCCAGAUUACAUUAGACAGAAUGAUGCAGAUACACAAAACUGGACCGUCAUGUGCAACUAUUCAGACUGGAUACUUGAGGAAUGUACAUACCUGAAUGGAAAGUUGCAGCGAUUGUAGCAAGAGAAAGCUAUCGGCAAGUUCAUAUACUGGCUAAAUAUGCUAGAAGAUGGAUAAGAGGUAAGAUCAAUGGAUUGGCAAAAUGUGGUGAAACAAUGGAAAGCAAGAAACCGGGUACAAAUUCUCAAAGUGGAACCAGAAUGACUUACAUAAGGAAACUAUUGUGUAAUGGCAUUAUAGAGGGAGAGUGCCUCUAGUGUAUGUUCAGAAAGCCAUAGAAGGGUAAAUAGAGAUUGUAGCUUGACUAGAAUAGAACUAGAGCUACAGAACAUGUGGGAAUACUACUAAAACUAGAAGCUUGGACAGAGUGUUGUCAGGAGAAAUGCCAGACGGGAUCACAAGCCUCAUCCAUAGAUGAAUAUGUAUGGAAAAUGUCCUUCCAAAUUGGACAUUUAAGAUUAAAACAAGUCUGGUGGCUCAGGAUUUUAAAGAGGCAGUGAUCAAGAUGUUCAAGGGCUCUGCACCACAUCAGGAAAAGUGACCUUGAAUAUUUUAUUAGCUAUUUUUGUCAUGUGUUUAUGGAAAAGUAUGUUGAUUGACAUACAGAUGCACUUCUGAAAGGACAAAUAUUUCAUAGGGAAUUGUUUUUGAAAUCAACUGAAGAGGUGGGAGGUAUAAAAUGGAAGCUGUGGAAAUCACACAAAUGCAUUUAUGGAUUGAAUUUAAAUUUGUCUUACUAAAGCAGAUCCAGCAAUGUGCCACAGAUAAACUUUCAGACAUGUUUAAUGUCAAUAAAUGGCAAUAAGUUUCUGAGUGGUUCUGUGGUAUUUGAGCAAUUAUUAUAGCUAUGUUUAAAGUCAAUUUUAACAUUGGAAAUCAGGCUUUGGGAAACUUUAUAGGUUUAGACAUUAAGCAGAAUAAGUUGGAAUUAACCUUGAGACAACAGCCUUAAGCUUAUUUGCAUCUUGAUAAAUUCUGCUGGGUCAUCACAGAAAGGUGGCUUUGUAUCUAAAGAAGAAAAUUGUUAGCUUGUUUGCACAGUUCAGUUGGCUGUGCAGCCAGUUUUGAUGUGUUGGAACUAAGUAAUAUAAUGAAAUACACUAUAAUUGAGGAUGUUUUAAGGGCAAUUAGAAGAGUUAAAAAUUAAAUAUGGAGAAAUGCGUACUCCAGUUUCCAUUAUUGGGGUGCCCAAAGGACAUGAAAUCUCACGCUAUCUUCCAGGUGAUUUUUGUAUAUGCAGCUGAGUUUAUAACUGAUAGGUGAAAAUAGAAAAUAUUAUUUCUUGGUGUGGGAAAGUAAGAAAAUAAAGAGUAGCUUCACUGGGAAGCACUGACUCUUGUAGAAGCAAGAGAUAUGGAGUUCUACUUAUCAAACAGUUUAAGGGAAAUACAGUACAAGGGAUAUUGAGAAUUGCUUAUCCAUUGACUAUUAUAUAGAUGAUCAAAAAUGUAUACUCAGCAAAAAGUGUGAUUGAUCUUAUUGGUGAAAGUGAGAUGCUGGAAAGAAUCUCCAGAUAACACUGGUGAACAGUUAUUGGAUUCUUCACAAAGAAAUGCUGAUUGAAAAGAGACUGUUGUCAGUCCUAGAAGAGGGGCAUCUUUUAUUAUGGAAUGUGUAUGGAAUUUGUUUUUCGGGAAUAUUGUUUAUUUUCUAUGUUUUGCUUUCAAGAAAACAGCUAUGACUAAAUUGAAGAGAAUCUGGUAAUGGUAUAUUCAUUUUAUGAUUGAGUUUAAGGUUACACAGUUGAAGGGCAUUAAUUAAGUACCUUGAGCACAUUGAGACUUCUGAGAUACUGGUGUUGAUUAGAGAGGAUUUAAAUGUAAUGUAAUGUUCUAUAAAUAAGUUUAAAAUGAAGUAAAAGAUUGGUGUUUGGUUUCCUACUUUAGAAUGAAUUAGCAUCUUGCGUUUUGAGUUCUAGUUUUGGUCACUUUUACACAUGAAAGCAUAUUCUCCAGAUUUUACUCUGUUAAAACCUUCCAUAAUUUCAAAGACCCUUUAUAAAGUCAACCCUUUGCCUUCUCUCUAAAAGAAGAAAGAGUUGCAGGCUGUUCAGCCUUUCCUGCUAGGUAAAUUCUCUUCAUUUUGUUGUAAUGCUUGUUUUUUUUUGCACCUUCUCUGGUGGCUGUACCUGUUUUAGAAUAUGGAGACUAGAACUGUGCGCAGUAAUUUAAGUGAAGUCUAUCAAAUGGAUGAUAAAAAUUGGGCAUGUUUUGCUGCUUUUCACCUCUUCUUCCUAGAAAUAAACUUAUGAUGUAUCUUUUUACCUUAUCUCCACUUCUAGUGAUCUGCAAACCCCAGGUCCAUUUUGUUCUGUUACCCUAUUUAUACUCUUAUUAUUCAAGCAGUUCAUUAUCUCUUUAUUCUUCCUCCCAAAAUGUACCUAUCCAUAUUCAUGUCUUCAUGUAAACACUGGAAUGAUUUUCACAAAUUUAUAUUUAAAUUGUUUCUUCUAAUGGUUUGUAUUAAAAUAUUAGGAAUCUCUUGUUUUUCUACUUGUUAUUGUGCACUGAUUACUUUUGUGGCAUUUCCCCAUUUUUUUUCCAGAGCAAUAAAAUGAGUACUUGCCAGAUGAAUUAAAUGAAUGUUCUAUUUUCCAGGAAAUAUGAGGCAUUUGUGGUCGUACAACUGAAAACUGUGGGGUAGGAAAGAAAUUUAGACUGAUUGGUGUAGCCAGAUCAGAGUGGAUGUUAGUCCUGGAUAUUGAAAAGGCAAAGCAAGAAAUAAAGCUGAUAGACUAUGGGGGAUAAACAAUGUGGUAUAAAUCCAUGUGCAGAAUACUUGUUAUUUUAUGUGCAGGUGUAAGUCUUUAUGUAUUUCUCCAUUAGUGUACGCUGUUUAGUGUGAUACAUUUUCAAUAUCCCAUGAUCUUUUGCCUUACUAAGUGAGCAAAGCCUUAGAAUGUAUGGUUUUGGUUCAGUCAGUUAAAAUGAUAUUAAGUAUUAAUUAUCGCCCUUACAACUUUUAAAGAAUCUUGACACGAUGGCUACGAGAAGUCUUUGAAUCCUUCAAACUGCUGUUCUCAACUGUAUCUUGUGCAACAUUGAAUGUAUUUUUUAUAAUAAAUACUUUAAAGAACA